AUGGCUGAUGUUUCAUCGUUUGAACUGAACCCUAAAGUGAUCAGAAAGCAACCCCAACGUGUGGAAGACCCUUCAGAAAAUGCUAUCUUACAAAGGUCAUUUGCUAGGGCUUAUGAUAGACCACCGAUGGAAAGCUACCAGCUGUUCAUCAACUCUUUAGGAGCCUUUUUUGGUGGAUUUGGUAAGUACACUUGUUUUUGCUCUAAUCCAUAUAAACAAGUGAACCAGGGGGACGUUGGAUUGGUCCAAACCUUUGGUGCACUUACAAGGGUUGUUGAUCCCGGAUGGGUUUACGUAAACACAUGGUCAGAAAAGUUAUAUGUUGUCAGUGUUAAGAUCAACAUUAGGGAAAUUCCUGCGCAAAGAUGUUUCACUCGUGAUAACGUUAGUGUGGUGGUAACUUCAGUGGUUUACUACAACAUCACUGAUCCACAAAGAGCCGUUUUCGGUAUUGAUAACAUUCACAAUGCCAUAAUGGAGCGGACUCAAACUACAUUACGUGAUGUCAUUGGAUCUCGAAUGCUUCAAGAGGUUGUUGAAAAGCGUGAAGAAGUUGCAGAAGCCAUUGAGUCAAUCAUUUAUAAAACAGCACAAGAUUGGGGUGUUCACAUUGAAGCUAUUUUAAUCAAAGAUUUGGAAUUACCUCCCAAUGUUCAGCAAUCGUUGUCUAUGGCCGCUGAAGCCAAACGGAUUGGUGAAUCCAAGAUUAUUAAUGCCAAAGCAGAAGUUGAGUCUGCCAAAUUGAUGAGAAAAGCUGCCGACAUUUUGGCUUCUAAACCCGCUAUGCAAAUCCGGUACUUGGAGGCCAUGCAGGCCAUGGCAAAGAGUUCCAAUUCCAAGGUUAUUUUCAUGCCAAGUUCGGGUGAAGUUGAAAAAGUGGUACUGACCAAUAUUCAAGGAUCAGGUUAUGGAGCCAUUGAAUCUCAGGGUACCGGUCAAAAUCACAAUAACAAUGCUGAAUUAGAACCUGAUUCGAAUUGGUCACUGAGUUCCGAUCCUCACAAAAGGAUAAUGGACACCAUCGCCUUGCAUGAAAGUAUGGGUUGA
Messenger RNA from Lizanozyma spartinae, 1047 nucleotides. RefSeq lists its product as uncharacterized. Gene Ontology annotation, cellular component: plasma membrane. Lineage: Eukaryota; Fungi; Ascomycota; Pichiomycetes; Serinales; Debaryomycetaceae. The transcript has a single exon. The coding region runs from base 1 to 1047 and encodes 348 amino acids. The record is from RefSeq and is a predicted model, not a curated record.